This is a messenger RNA of Propithecus coquereli (Coquerel's sifaka), 1386 nucleotides long. It is a transcript of the gene AGPAT3, whose product is annotated as 1-acylglycerol-3-phosphate O-acyltransferase 3. The coding region runs from base 51 to 1214 and encodes 387 amino acids. The record is from RefSeq and is a predicted model, not a curated record. Gene Ontology annotation, cellular component: endomembrane system; endoplasmic reticulum. NCBI's taxonomy places the organism in Eukaryota, Metazoa, Chordata, Mammalia, Primates, Indriidae. Gene Ontology annotation, molecular function: 1-acylglycerol-3-phosphate O-acyltransferase activity. The transcript has 9 exons.
GGACGGCUGUUCUCAGCGACGGGCCCUGCACGCGCUCCUGAGCAGCGGCCAUGGGCCUGCUCGCCUUCCUGAAGACGCAGUUCGUCGUGCACCUGCUCAUCGGGUUCGUGUUCGUGGUGAGCGGGCUGGUCAUCAACUUCGCGCAGCUCUGCACGCUGGCCGUCUGGCCCGUCAGCAAGCAGCUCUACCGCCGCCUCAACUGCCGCCUCGCCUACUCGCUGUGGAGCCAGUUGGUCAUGCUUCUGGAGUGGUGGUCGGGCACGGAGUGCACUCUGUUCACGGACCAGGCCACGGUGGACCGCUUCGGGAAGGAGCACGUGGUCAUCAUCCUCAACCACAACUUCGAAAUCGACUUCCUUUGUGGGUGGACCAUGUGCGAGCGGUUUGGCGUGCUGGGGGUGAGCCACGGGGUCCCCGGCCAGGUGCUGGGGAGUUCCAAAGUGCUUGCUAAGAAGGAGCUGCUCUAUGUGCCCCUCAUUGGCUGGACGUGGUACUUCCUGGAGAUNGUGUUCUGCAAGCGGAAAUGGGAGGAAGACCGGGACACUGUCAUCGAAGGGCUGAAGCGCUUGUCCGACUACCCCGAGUACAUGUGGUUUCUCCUGUACUGUGAGGGGACACGCUUCACGGAGACCAAGCACCGCGUCAGCAUGGAGGUGGCCGUCUCCAAGGGGCUGCCCCCGCUCAAGUACCACCUGCUGCCGCGGACCAAGGGCUUCACCACCGCGGUCCAGUGCCUCCGGGGGACAGUCGCAGCUGUCUACGACGUCACCCUGAACUUCAGAGGAAACAAGAACCCGUCUCUGCUGGGCAUCCUCUACGGGAAGAAGUACGAGGCAGACAUGUGCGUGAGGAGGUUUCCUCUGGAGGAGAUCCCGCUGGAUGAGAAGGAGGCAGCUCAGUGGCUUCACAAACUCUACCAGGAGAAGGACGCGCUGCAGGAGAUGUACAAUCAGAAGGGCGUUUUCCCAGGGGCACAGUUUAAACCUGCCAGGAGACCGUGGACCCUCCUGAAUUUCCUCUGCUGGGCCACCGUCCUCCUGUCCCCUCUCUUCAGUUUCGUCUUGGGCGUCUUUGCGAGCGGCUCUCCUCUCCUGAUCCUGGCGUUCCUGGGGUUUGUGGGAGCAGCUUCCUUCGGAGUUCGCAGACUGAUAGGAGUAACCGAAAUAGAAAAAGGCUCCAGCUACGGAAACCAAGAAUUUAAGAAAAAGGAAUAAUUAAUGGCUGUGAUUGAACACACACAACCUGGCGGUGGUAUCCUAUUAACUCGAUUAAAACAGAACACACACAGAGCGGAGGACAAAAAGACACUUAGAAACUAUUUUUCUUAUUAACUGGUGACUAAUAUUAACAAAUAAAACUUGAGCCAAGAGUGAGAGGUCGGAAGGC